This is a messenger RNA of Alternaria arborescens, 3168 nucleotides long. RefSeq lists its product as hypothetical. The transcript is spliced from 2 exons. The record is from RefSeq and is a predicted model, not a curated record. The coding region runs from base 1 to 3168 and encodes 1055 amino acids. NCBI's taxonomy places the organism in Eukaryota, Fungi, Ascomycota, Dothideomycetes, Pleosporales, Pleosporaceae.
AUGAGCACGCAACACCACGGCAGCCAGGGCGAGUUCUGGGCCUGCACCACCCGCGAUGCCCCCAACCCGCCGACGACGCACACCGAGACGACAACGCGGAACGACGCCGUAAAUUCGGGAGCCGCCCUCAGUCUGUUCGAAUCAAUCAUCACCCCCUCCCCGCCUGUCCUUGAAUCCUUCCUCGCCCAGAUCUCCACCGUCACCCUCCUCGAACUCUACCACACAUCACGUCAUUUGCGCCAGUUCCUGCAAAGGUAUCCGCUCGCGUGGAAGACGCUGUCCUUUCGAUUGCCUCAGCCCGCUGUUGCAGUGGGCUCGCCAGGCAACGAGACGCCCGAGAACAGGGAACGUCAGUCCAAGGCCUACUCGUUCGACGCACUGCUGAAGCAGAUCAUAUCGCCAAAUGGCACACGAUUGACUAGCCUGGAUCUCUGCAACACGGCCGUGACAGGAAUUGCGCUGGUCGGGAGCGUCCUUGCCCCGCGGAUCGACACCCUCCAGCAUCUGUCCGUACGAGGCUGCAAGAAUGUCUCCAUCAAGUACCACAUUGUCCCCUUUCUGGAGCCAUACACAUUAAAGGACGCGCCAUGGAUGCAGAGAGACCUCGCUCUGAAGAGUCUAUACACCUACCGUUGUCGUCACCACCGCCGACGACCCUAUCUCCCCUCCUCCCUUAUUCGGAGAGACUCCGAUUCCGACCCCACACACCAGCUCAUCGAGAUCUGCCACCAAUUAGGAAUUUGGACAGAUACAGCAUGGUGUCCGACACCAGGCGGCAGGUGCAACCGGAGGAAGGACUACCACGCAGGAAGAGCAGGACCGCAGAACAUGGAAGUCUGGGUACCCUUUGAUAGAUUAUGGCGAUCAAGCAACCGCAUCGGUCCUGUGGAAGGCACGACAAAGUUGGGCGAACACGAUGGCAGACUAUGGGAGAUUGCUGAGACAGGAGAGGACGGCGAGCCGCUCGGCCCAGAGGGUGGGAACUCCGCAGGAGAAGGCAAGCAUGUCCCAGUACACGAGCGAAGGAGCCACACUGCGUUUGUUGAAGAGGUCAAAUGUGCGCAAUGUAAUGACACUAUUCUGGAGCGAUGCGAGUCUUGCAGUGUCCGCAUGCACUGCAUGGGUUGCCGAAAGACGCUUUGUGCAAGUUGCGCUUUCAACAGACCGAUACCGAGAAAACGCGUGAAGACACGGCAUUUUGCAAACCUGGCUUUCGGCAACAGCAGCACAUUGGGCGGCACACUUGGACACGCAUCGGGGUCUUCUGCACCAUUGGAGGACAGGAGUCAAGAAGAGAAGGCUGACCAGAAUCGCUUCUGGUGGGCCCCUGGUGCCACCCGAUCACCAAAUCUCAUGAAUGAGAGCGCACAGGACGACGACUCAUCUGAUUCCGAAGACGGCGGGAAUAACGGGAUGCCAAUACCUCCAGCGAAUCGAGAGCCACCAAAACUAAACAUGCAUUGGUGUUGCCUGGAGCCUAUCUUUUCUGGUGGUGGCGGCAUUGCUGUGCUAGGCACCGGAUUAGGCGGCAGAGGCGCUGAUAAGAUACGCGCAGCACCAUUACCGCGGACGAAGGAGUUUGAAGAUCCGGACUUCAGCAACACGCUUCGGCCUGUUGACUACGUCCGCGAGUUGAAGAACAACGGCCUGUAUGAGUACGUGCUUGGGGAGGAUGUUGAUAUCCUGUCGUACUUGAAGCAGGACUCGCUUGAUUUGCAACAGCAAACAUGUCCGAGAGGUCUAUGCAACGACUGUUACCGAAGCUUCCGCUGGAAAGUGUCAUGUCGGGCAUGCAAGAACCCCAUUUGCAAAGAGCAUGAUUUCAGAGCGCUAAAGGUCCGCAAGUGUGGCUAUCGGGAUUUGCAUACCGAGCGAGAGCACGUACGAUCGCAUAACGAGCCGCCACAGCGUCUUGUUAUACCAGAGUUCAAUCCAAACAGGGCCAGCACACCGGAUCCCGAACGCACACCUACAGCAUCGUCAUCCCAUCUAGAUUUCUACUCCACUGGUGACAAUGAAUCUGAAUCUUCCGAAACACCCAUGUCUCAGUCACAGAUCAUGGUUGCUCCUCAACAUUCGUCAGUCGAUAUGUCGGCCACAACGUCCCUCAAUUCCAUCUCAAACCCCGAACCUUUCCAGCUUGCAACCUCGCUCUCUUUUGUGCCUAUCAGCACCGGACGUCCACGCUCUUUCAGUGUAUCUGGCGUUCGCGGCCGACCCACUAGUGCUUGGUCGCCGAAUUCUCAACGUGUCCCGGUUAACCAUGCAAUCAUGAACCCACUUCCAUUGCCCUGCAAUCCACGGCAUCCCGUGCAGUGGAGUGGUUGUGGUGCGUAUUUCUGUCAGUACCCAAGGCCUGCAGGAGACAACCGACCACAGUGUCCGGGAAUUCUGAAGGAAUGCUCGGAGUGUGCAGUUCUUGUCUGUGAUCAAUGCGCGUCCUCGAACCCAGCUUGCACAUGCACGUUCUGCACUGUCAACUAUCACUGUCCGACGUGCACACACAAACCCAAUGUUCGCGCGAAAUGUCGGCUUGAGGCAGAGAUUAAACAGAAGAAAGAGGAGCAGCUCCGUGCGAUAGCCAAGCAGAGGAAAGACAAGGAAGAGCGCGGAAUGGCAGAUGAGUUGGCUGGAGCAAUGUUCGAGUUUUUCACAACAGUAUACGAUGAGAGCACCGGCAACCCGACCAUGGACGGCUCCUCCGCAUCGUUCACGCACGACCUGCCCAUUCCGAGCCCAGACUCUAUUACUGUAACCACAGAAUUUGGUGUCAUGGAAGAGCCUGCAAACUUGACGACAAUUAGUGCAUCUGGACCUUCACCCUACCACGCCGCUUAUGACCAUUCCGACGAUGAAGAGAACAACGUCGAGAUGACUGAAGAUGUCAAUGAGGAUGUCGAAGCCCUUCAGCAGGGGCUAGCUCAAAUGCAUCUAACUCCCGUGCCCGGCAUGAGUGCUCACAUACUACAUGUGCCGGUAGAAGUCGAGCCUGAACACAUACACGAUGACAACGGAGAAGAGUCUGAUGAGGUCAACGACACCGGUGCCGAGGCGGACAUAGAUACCGACGACCUUGACGCGGGCGCUGAAAGCACCUUUGUAGACGAGUCCGGUGAUGAUACUUUGGUUGGAGGUAUUCUUACACCCACAACCACCAUCACGGCAUGA